GGGGGCCCCCGCACUGCUGAGGAGCGGAGCCUCCGCCUGGGGGACCCCCCAUCCCAGUCUGUCCCUCAACUGCGCGUCCCCGCCCCACCCCCCACGGCUGGGCCACCAGUGGUGCGGCGGUCUCCGCUUGGCGGAGGAGCUUUGAACCGCCACCUGCCGCGUUCCACAGCCUUUUUGCAUCUCGGAUUUCGGGGCAGCCCCCUCCCCCACCUUUCCCUGCCUCCUUGCGCCCCGCUUUUUUCUGCGUUUCGUUCGGGUUUUGUAGCCGUCUGUUCUUGCAUCCCUUUUCGUUUUGCUUCUAGACGGUUUGMGGGGUGAAACUGCAUUCGCACCCCUUCCCCUUGUCAUCCUCCCCUGCUCUGACAGCCCCCCUUUUCAUCGCAGUCGGGGGGCCUAAGAUCGGUGCACCUCCGCCGGGCUGCUAGCACCCCGCAGCGCGUGGCCGUGCACCCCGGAAUUUACAGCAGCUGCAUAUCUGAGGGGGGGUCUCCCUCGCUCCCUCCGCCUUCGCUUCCCGCUCGUUCCAGUGCGUGAAGGGUUUCGGCGCGCAUCACCCCCGCUUCUCUGCAGCCCCCGGCCCCGCCUCAGGACUCUCCCCGCGCGGCCAAGAUGGUCAUCCAGAAAGAGAAGAAGAGCUGCGGGCAGGUGGUUGAGGAGUGGAAGGAGUUCGUGUGGAAUCCGAGGACGCACCAGUUCAUGGGCCGCACUGGGACCAGCUGGGCCUUCAUCCUCCUCUUCUACCUUGUCUUCUAUGGCUUCCUUACGGCCAUGUUCACCCUUACCAUGUGGGUGAUGCUGCAGACUGUCUCUGACCAUACACCCAAGUACCAGGAUCGACUGGCCACACCGGGCUUGAUGAUUCGCCCCAAGACUGAGAACCUUGAUGUCAUUGUCAACAUCAGUGACACUGAAAGUUGGGAUCAGCACGUUCAGAAGCUCAACAAGUUCUUGGAGCCUUACAACGACUCCAUCCAAGCCCAAAAGAAUGAUGUCUGCCGCCCUGGGCACUAUUACGAACAGCCAGAUAAUGGGGUCCUCAACUACCCGAAACGUGCCUGCCAAUUCAACCGGACCCAGCUGGGCAACUGCUCUGGCAUCGGGGACCCUACCCACUAUGGUUACAGCACUGGGCAGCCCUGUGUCUUCAUCAAGAUGAACCGGGUGAUCAACUUCUAUGCAGGUGCAAACCAGAGCAUGAAUGUUACUUGUGCUGGGAAGCGAAAUGAAGAUGCUGAGAAUCUUGGUCACUUUGUCAUGUUCCCUGCCAAUGGCCACAUUGACCUCAUGUACUUCCCCUACUAUGGCAAAAAGUUCCAUGUGAACUACACACAGCCCCUGGUGGCUGUGAAAUUCCUGAAUGUGACCCCCAACGUGGAGGUGAAUGUGGAAUGCCGCAUCAAUGCUGCCAACAUCGCCACAGAUGAUGAGCGAGACAAGUUUGCUGGCCGUGUGGCCUUCAAACUCCGCAUCAACAAAACCUGAGGUCCCUCUUCCUCCCGCCCCCACUUCUCCUGUGGAUGCUUCUGGAAUGUCCCUGACCCUGCCUGAUCCCUCCCUCACCCCCAAAGGUAUUUUUUAUAACAGAGCUAUGACUUGUCUGAGCCUCACCCCCUUUUCCUUGACUUUUCAACCCAAUCUGAUGUCCACUGUGAUUCCCUGACUAUACACAUUGUCCACCAUCUUUUGAGCCACCUACACUUAGCUCAGUCAGAGACAAAUAGAUUGACUACCAAGAUGACCACAGAGAAGUUAGGAGUCUUUCUAGUUCUGAGUUAGUUGUGAGCUCCCACUUCUGCCCUCAUUCCCUGAGAGCAUAGAAAAUGCCUACUUACACACACACACACACACACACACACACACAUCUCAUUUCAGCCCUUUCCUUCACAGAAAUGAACCUGGUACUCCCUUCUCCCAUUCCUAAGCUCUAGCUCUUGUACCCUUCUCUCUUGCAUCCUUAUUUCCUAUCUCUACAGUUGCUGUCUUGGUAGCUUUGACUUUUCUGGUUCCUCAGCAGGUCUUUCCUCUCCUCCUGCCUAUCCUUAUUCCCUCCUCUAAAAGGCAGCCAUUUGUAAUUAAGGACAAGUUGGUUCUGUGGCCUUUUCCCUCUUUCAUGGCACAUCCUGCUUCAUCUCAUGGUGACUCCAUGAGCCAGCAAAUGAGGAACUGAGAGAGGAGUUCAUGUUGAUUCCUCUAGAAAAUUCUGUAGUGAUCCCUGAUUCCACUUCCUUCUGGUCCCUCCUGUUAUCCAAAUAGCUACUACUCAGAGAAGCCCGCUUGACCUAGGCUGAAUAUCUACUUUGUUUUUUACCGAUAGCUCCCUUCCCCCAUUUGCCUUCCCAGAAUAUCCUUCAAGUUCUAUUUCCCAGGGAGCUCUGGGGGAGGGGCAGCCAUCUUGGCUCCAUCCCCAGUGGCCACCUUAGAAAUGUCAGCUGGCUGGGGGGACUAGUCCACCUCCUUCCCCUGAGCCCAGAGCUGCCCCCACCAUCCUCUCUCUGGCUUUUCCUAACAAGUUAUGGGCUGACCACAACCCUCCUUCCCUUCCCUUUGCAUGCCAGCCUGAAAGUUUCAAAUACUCCCCUCAAUCUAGGCUCUGAAUUUCUUGGCUCCAUCUCCUUCAGACCCGUUUGCCUUUUUAAAAAAACCCAUAAUGCCCAUAGAAUGUUAAAUGAGGGGCCUCCUGCUCUGAGUAUUCCUUAGUUAGAGAGGCAUUUUUAACUCCUUCUCCUCUGGUUUCCCUUCUCUUCCCCACCGUCUCUAACUUUCCUUUUCUUUAUUAAUGCUGCAGCCUCUGCACUCCACCCACAAGUGGAGUUUUCCUUUCCCUGGAUCUCUCUCUUCCUUUUGGGUCCCCAUGUUUUCCUGCACCCCCCCCCCAAUGGUCUCUGCAGUUAUUUAAUGCCUGUGUCAGAUCUACUGUAAAAAGAGGAUAAAGUACAAUAAAAUAAGAGCAAUUAUAUAUAUAAAUAUAUAUCAUACACG
Urocitellus parryii (Arctic ground squirrel) is the source of this 2979-nucleotide messenger RNA. RefSeq names its product ATPase Na+/K+ transporting subunit beta 2 (gene Atp1b2). Lineage: Eukaryota; Metazoa; Chordata; Mammalia; Rodentia; Sciuridae. The record is from RefSeq and is a predicted model, not a curated record. Gene Ontology annotation, biological process: intracellular potassium ion homeostasis; sodium ion export across plasma membrane; intracellular sodium ion homeostasis. Gene Ontology annotation, cellular component: sodium:potassium-exchanging ATPase complex. Gene Ontology annotation, molecular function: ATPase activator activity.